CAGCGACCCAAUGGGUGGGACUCAAUCACUUUAAAGUCGAAUCAAUAUUUGCAGCGAUUUUACGAUUUUGCUUGUUUGAAUUUAAACAAUUUUCGGGAGAUGAGCAGUCCCGAUGCGGGCUACGCCAGCGACGAUCAGAACCAGGCAAGGUGCGCGAUGUCAGUCAUGAUGCCUGGGAUGGGACACUGCCAGUGGGCCGACCCCCUCAGCCCACUCGGGGAGCCCAAGGCGAAGGGCGAGGCGUCCGCCGGGCUCGGCGCGGCUGCGGCGGCGGCCGCUGGAGGUGCGGCCGGGGGGAACCACCAGAGUCGCGGCAAGAGCGAGCCGAGGAUCCGGCGACCCAUGAACGCCUUCAUGGUGUGGGCGAAAGACGAGCGCAAGCGGCUGGCGCAGCAGAACCCGGACCUGCACAACGCCGAACUCAGCAAAAUGUUGGGCAAGUCGUGGAAGUCCCUCCCGCUGGUGGACAAGCAGCCGUUCGUGGAGGAGGCGGAGCGUUUGCGGGUUCAGCACAUGCAGGACCACCCCAACUACAAGUACCGGCCCCGCAGGCGCAAGCAGGUGAAGCGGAUUAAGCGGCUGGACUCCGGCUUCCUGCUGCACGGGGGGUCCGCCGAGCACCGGGCCCCCGGGGACGGGGGGCUGGGCUACCACGAGCACACCGGCUUCCCUCAGAUCCCUCAGCAGCAGCAGCAGCAGCAGCCCCUCGGUCACUACCGGUCGGACCCCCUCGGGGGCCCCUCGUACGAGAGCUACAGCCUCCCCACGCCCGACACCUCGCCCCUGGAUGCGGUGGACGCCGACUCCAUGUUCUUCCCCACCCAGGAGGACUCCCACAUGAUGUACGCCUACCACCCGCAGGGCCCCGAGUACCAGCAACAGGAGCCCCUCCACCACCACGCCACCCACCACCAAGGCUCCUCCUACAUGGGGCACCCCAACCCUUUGGCCGUGUACUACGGUCACCCGAAGCGGCACCCGGGGGCGGGGCAGCUGUCCCCGCCGCCCGACUGCCACCCGCACGCAGUCGCCGACAACGCGGAGCUGCUGUCCGAGGUGGACCGCAACGAGUUCGAGCAGUACCUGAGCUCCUCGGCGUCGAACUCGUUGGCGUACGGGGCCCCGCACGAGGGCGGCGCGCAGGGACACGAGGGCCUCAUAUCGUCGGUGUUGUCGGACGCCAGCACCGCUGUGUACUACUGCAGCUACAACAACUCGUAAAACCUCGGCGCCGUACUUAAUAGUUUCUGUAUCUACUGAACUCAAAGGGCAGACUACUGAAAGACGUUUUUUUUUUUUAAACAAACACUGUUUUUUAUUCUAGUUUCUCUCUCUUGCAGGGAUAUGAAGUCAUUUUGUACAGUCACUAUUUUAA
Molecule: messenger RNA, 1375 nt
Organism: Phycodurus eques (leafy seadragon)
Lineage: Eukaryota; Metazoa; Chordata; Actinopteri; Syngnathiformes; Syngnathidae
Gene: sox17
Product: SRY-box transcription factor 17
Exons: 2
Coding region: 100-1221 (373 amino acids)
Biological process (GO): heart development; angiogenesis; vasculogenesis
Molecular function (GO): DNA-binding transcription activator activity, RNA polymerase II-specific; RNA polymerase II cis-regulatory region sequence-specific DNA binding
Source: RefSeq, a predicted model, not a curated record